This is a messenger RNA of Staurois parvus, 335 nucleotides long. Lineage: Eukaryota; Metazoa; Chordata; Amphibia; Anura; Ranidae. The record is from the annotation of a GenBank genome assembly.
UCACCAAGUCCCAGACAGCAAUUCCUGACUGGAACUCGGCAGAGCUGACAGGGGAGAGACCUACAUGCUGCUUUGUAUCUCUGAACAGCAGAGAAAUACAAAGCAGCAUGUCUCCCUAGUAAAACAAACACACUGCACUUAAUGUAAAAAACACACACAGCACACAGUUAACCCUUUGAUAGCCCCAGAUGUUAACCCCUUCCUGCCCAGUGUCAAUAGUACAGUGUCCGUGCUUUUUAUUAGCACUGAUCACUGUAUUAGUGUCACUGGGGAUGCCAGUGGCAGUUUGUCAGUUCCCACCCAGUGUCAGAAUGCCCGCUGCAGACCCGCUAUUA